Molecule: messenger RNA, 11193 nt
Organism: Anas platyrhynchos (mallard)
Lineage: Eukaryota; Metazoa; Chordata; Aves; Anseriformes; Anatidae
Gene: MSANTD3
Product: Myb/SANT DNA binding domain containing 3
Source: RefSeq, a predicted model, not a curated record
GAGCCAGCAGCAAAACUGAAAGAGGAAGGCUAAGAGGGGAGGAAGAGCUGCAAAAGACCUUCUCCUCAUGGAUUAAUUCGCUAUACAACCAAGAAAGAUGACUAGGAAAGAUGACUUUUGGUCUGAGGAAGCCUGAAGCUGGCAGCAGGUCAAACGCAGGAUUUUUGGCUUCCUGGAGAAAAAGUAGAAAAUGCAAAACGAAAUAAUAAAGCCUGCUAAAUACUUCUCAGAAGUGGAGAAGAGUGUGCUGCUUGCACUGGUUGAAAAGUACAAAUAUGUACUUGAGUGUAAAAAAAGUGAUGCAAGAACUAUUGCCCUGAAACAACGCACCUGGCAAGCUCUAGCUCAUGAAUACAAUUCGCAGCCCAGUGUAUCACUGCGAGACUUCAAACAGCUAAAGAAAUGCUGGGAGAAUAUCAAGGCACGGACAAAAAAGAUAAUGGCACAUGAAAGACGGGAGAAGGUAAAAAGAAGUAUUAGUCCACUUAUAAAUACUCACAUCAUAGGGAAGGAGAAGAUUGCCAGCAUAAUGCCUGAGCAAAUGUACUUUUUGCAGAGCCCACCAGAAGAAGAUUCGGAAUAUCACCCCGAUGCUUCUAGUCAAGAGUCAUUUGUCAUCUCAAGUAGAGAACUUUGUGAGGAAGAGAAGGAGCUGGUACAUUUCCCAGUGUGUGAAGGUACCUCCCAACCUGAGCCUUCGUGUUCUGAUGUCAGAAUAGCAGCGGAUAAGAACUACAGAAGUAAAGCGUCUCAGGAAAGUGCUCUGAAAAAGAUGCACGAGGAAGAGCAUCAUCAGCAAAUGUCAAUUUUGCAACUGCAGUUAAUCCAAAUGAAUGAAGUUCAUGUGGCAAAAAUACAGCAAAUAGAAAGAGAGUGUGAGAUGGCUGAAGAGGAACACAGGAUAAAAAUGGAAGUGCUAAAUAAAAAGAAAAUGUAUUGGGAGAGAAAACUGCAGACCAUCACAAAAGAGUGGCCUGUAUCAUCCUUUAACAGACCCUUUCCUAAUUCACCAUAGAGCAUAAAGUGGCAGAGUCAGUCUGACUGAGCACAUUUCUAAGUAAUGCGCACUGGAAAGAGGGUGUUUUAAUGUGAAUGUACAGUGACAGGAUAGGUGCCCAGCUGAUAGGGAACACACUUUGAUGCUGAACAUUUAGGGAAACACUGGUAGAGUCUGCCAAGGGCAGAACGGUACUGUUCAUUUGUAGGUAAUCCUGACUUUUGUGACUUUCAGACAUACACAGUGUUCUAAAAUGUGACCAUAUUUUCUCUCAGAAUACCCUAAUAUCCUUUGAAAUUUAAGGUGUUCCGGGUCUUCUUUCAUUGGGUAUUCUUGAAAAAAUGUAACAGCUUUAAACAUCAGGUUAUAGUGUUUAUUUUGGUUUCCAGCUCUUCAUAUCUACCAUUUCCUAAAUAAAAGCAAAGGUUGCUCUCAGCUAUUGAGAGAAAAAGUGGCUGACAGAUGUUAUGCUGGAGCACAGAAAAACAAAACAAAGCAAACUUUUAGCCUCUGGUUAAUGUAGUCUGCAACCUACUCUUCAUAGAAGAUGUGAAAGUGAAGGAAGUAGCAAAAGCAACACUGUAGGAAUUGAGCACUUUGCUUGUGAUUUUCUAUCUGGCUGGCUGAUUGAGAGAAUGGCUGUGGAGUGGCCCUCGUGUUCUUUGAGCCUUGACCCUUAUGAAGUUGUAAAGAAGGUGACUUCUUCCUCAGAAGCCCCUGUGCUUGUCCUCUCUUUUCCAGGCCUGUCUUGUAUUCAAGUAGAAUACUGAAAUUGGAGGGACGCGUGCUGCUGCCGAUGCUGUGUGCUCAGCACAUGGAAUCGUUCUGAGGGGAAGAGCUUUUUAACAAUUCGUAAAGCUAUUAAAACGUAGCAAGUCGUCUAGUCCAUUGGCAAAGUUUCCCUCUGUCUCCCCAUGCAAUACUUAGCACCUAACUGGAGUAUUUCGGCCUUGCUAGAAAGAAGGCUAAGACUUGCCUUCUUAGCUUUGGGUGGUAAGCUAGGGGAUUAUUCCUGUUUUGGAGUUCUGUUUUAUUCUGUCCUGUGUGUUAAGGUGGUGUAUUUCUUUACUUUGCUGUCAGUGAGAGGUGACAGAAAUGAUUUGUAUGAAAGCAUUCUCGUGAAGGCCCCCACAGAGUCUGGGGGCCCAGAAUAGUCGAUGGUAGGAAAGCACAAAUAAGGAUAAUCCUUCCUCAGGCAAUCGUUUGUUCUAGUGGGGCAAGGGUUAAGAAAAUGUGAAAUACAGAACUCCAUAAAGAUUCAUAAGAUCUUCUGAUGCGUGAAACGCUGUUUUGUAGGAAGCUGUACGGCCAACAUUUGAAGCAGUGAAAAAAAAUGAAGGAAAGCAUAUAUUUUCAAUGAAAAUCCCGAGUAUCCCGUUAUUCAGUAAUGUAUUUUUAGGUCACGAUUAAUAAGGUCACAUCUAAACAAGAGAGCAACAUAUUUAAAUUAGGGUAUGGCAGAAAACAUGCUGUUCUUCCCAGUAACACUCCUGUUUCUUCUCUGGAUAUUCUUUCUGGUGCAAUUUGUUUCGGGUUUGGGUUUUGGCAGUUGGUCUUGCUAUUUUUUUUUUUGUUAUUAUUAUUUUCCCUUUGAACUCCUUUCCCUGCUGGUGAUUCAUCUUUGCAAGCACUGCCAUUAUCAACCACAAUGCUCACAGUGGUUAACGCUGCGGUACAUGCACUGCUCCCUUCAACGUGCUAACACCAGCAAAUGCAAAGGGAGUGAUUUAUCGCAACUUAUUUUAUAUUACGGAGGGAAAAAAAAAGGCUAUUUUUGCAGAGUUGCUGCAGGAUCAUAGAGCAGGUCGUGUAUGAAAUCUGAAGACAAAUCUUUUUGACAGGAGACUCGGUUUUCUUAUAAAUUGGCUGUAUGAAGGAAGCGGAGGACUCCCAAAGGAAGAUAUAAUUAUGGCCCCCCCCCCCUUUUUUUUUUUUUGUCUGCUGCAUGGAAACAAUAUUGGAAGGUAGGACAAUGAUGCACAGUAAGGGUAGAGGCAAAAGAAAGCAGGGAACGGGAGCGAGGACCUUUUUGUUCUGAGGUUGCAUUCUGUGUUCUGGAAGGUGAGUCGGUUACUUGAGUGGUUAUGACAACUGUUUAGGCACCAUCCAGAAAAGAGAUACGAAAGAUAUUUCUCUUAGCCAGUGACAGGGUUCUUUCCACACUGCUCCAAAGUGAAAAUAAUUCAAAACUCUGUCAUUAAAACUAAGUGUGCUAGGGUGCCAAAGGUGACCAGUGGAGACAAUUUCAGCAAUGUGAAGAAAGCAAGGAUGGAGGGACAAUCCAGGUCUAAAUAGCCUUGUGGUGAGGUAUGAAUAGUCCAGAGAAAAUCAAUGAUAUUUGAGAUAAGGGUGCUUUUGACUCCUGGAAGCUAUAACAUUGCUCAUGAAAGAUUGUUUUAUUUUUGUAUUUAAAAAAAAAAAAAAGUCAUUUAAAGUAUGCAUGUUUUCAGACUGUUUUCAGGCAAUGUCUUUAUUUUGGUACACAUACCUAUUCUGAACCCAAAAGUUACAGCUCUUAGGCUGAACAAUAGAACCUUUUAAUUCAGCUUCUACUUCAAAGAAAGAAAAUCAUGGGAGAAAAAUGAAAAAGAACCAAGAUGAAGAUACAAAAGAAAGAACACACACAGAGGAAGAAUGGGCAUGUCACACCUAACUCAAAUGAUCCAAGAUGCUGUUGUGGUGGGCUUACAGAAGACCCAGGUUUUUGUUUUCCCAUCUGUGGUUGACUGUUGGCUGCUGUAAGGUUGGUUGAUAGAAAAAUGUCAAAGAUCAACAUGAUGAAGUAAUGUGUCUCCUUGCCAGGCUUUCACUUCUCCACCUAAUGGCUUUAUAACGUGAUUGCUGUGAUGGAGUUUAAAUGACAUGAGAAAUGCGGGGUUUUGUUUGCUUGUUUGUUUUCAGUUCCUCUGGUUUUAGGUUUAGUCUUUUCUUUUGUCCAACUUUUCUUAGUUGUAGUAUCGCCCUCCCAGAAAAUGUCAAUUUGUUCCUCUGACUUUUUUUUAGGUUACAUCAUUCAGAUACUUUUCAUAUCAUUGUGUUUUCCUAUUAAACAUCUGGCCAAACUAAAUAGGCAUUUUCCCAACUUUUUUCAAAUAUAAACUACAGCUAAAAUACCUAUUCUUCUCUGGAUUUGUUAUAAAGUUGUUGGCAAGAAUGAAAUUAAAAGGCACUGGGCCAAACGCUCCCUGUUUAAUUCCAUAAGAAAAAACACACCAGGCAGAUAUGGAUAUUUCUCGGACUCUGUUCUUAGGAAGACACUAGCACUGUCUCUCCUUGGAGAUCACCUAACUUAUCUGAUAUAAAUCAUCUUUGUUUGAUAAGUUUUUCCUUUGCAUUUCUUCCCUACAUCUGCUCCCCCUUUUAUUAUUAUUAUUUAUUUUUUUACUACCAAUAUGUGCAGGAGAUUUCAUCCAGAGUUAUACACUAUGCUCUUUUCCAUCUCUUGGCCAGGCUGCCUAUAUCACAUCGUGGUUGCUCCUCACAGGCAUCUUCCACAUCCACAUAGCGUAUGGUCACUUAGCCUUUUCUGCACAUCUGCCCACAUGGUUCUGCAUUUUGGGCAUAGGCUAGGAAACACAAAAGAGGAUUUUGGAAAGGGGUUAGUGUAGGGAAAGGCUUGUACAGGGAGAAGCACUUUCUCCCUCCCAGCUCUGUGUAAUUCUAGGGGGACAGUCUGUGACUACAAAGUCAUGAGGAUCAGAGGUAAUGCAGGAUGCUCAAGCUGUGUAGUUGGUACUUAUCCUUCAUAAAUCCUUGGGGUUCAUUUAGGUUUGGGGUUUCUGGUAACAAAGUUCCUUCUUGCUAGGUAGCUGAAGAGUCUCUGAAAGAUUUUCAGAGCCUCACCUCAAGGCUCUUGACCUUGACAAAGAAGUAACCCCUCCUGCAGCCCAUGGUCGUACUUCCUUCAGGGCCCAAGCUGCUCUACCACAGAGCAAGGGAUCUUGCUGUUUACCACAGAUCCUCUCCGUGACACUUCUCCCUACACAGUAGAGAUAUCUCUAGCCAGGGCUAAAUGUCCAGCCCUCCUGGGCCAUUGCUCAGAGAAGAUGUCCAUGCUGGGGGCAGGUGCAGCCAGUGGGGCCUAGCUCAGCACUAGGGCUGAAGCAGGCCUCUUGCGGCCCCGUGAGCAGCAAAAUGCAUCGUGGCCCAGGGCUACCCUUUUCUGAGUUACACCACAUCUUGUGCAGCUGAGGAUGUAGUCCUGGAUUUUGUCUGAAGAUCAUUUAUCUUUGCGUGUUCGCAAUACUAAAUGUUCACAGUCUCCCAAGACUUUGUUUUUUUAUUGCUUAUAGCUACAGUGGCUUUUACAACGCAUCCUCUUCAUUCUUCCACACUUACAUUUUAAUGCUUCCCUUUCCAUUCAUGCUGAAUUUCUGUAGUCACAGCACUGUAUUUGCAGCUGUUUUUCUCAUUAUAAGGUUGAAGUGAAAAAUUCCUACACAUUUAUAUAUUGUUACUUUGGGGGUAGGUGUAUUACAUGUAAAUCUUAAAAUAACAUUUUUAUUUAAGCAAGUAAAGUCCUGUGAUUUCAUAUUUUGAGCUAGCUUGUUCAAAGCUGUUCUUACAUAACUGAUACAUCUGUUUUUUUUUGUUUUGUUUUGUUUUGUUUUGUGUUUCAUUCUUGGCUGUCUUUUCACAAUAAUUUUCUAUUUCUUCUCAAAGGAGUUAAAUGCAAAACUCACAUAUCAUGACUCUUCCUGAACUUCGUCUCUAUUCAGAAAUGUUUCUGUGCAAAGUCAGUACUAACAUGUACCAAAAUUAAUACAUUUAGGUUAAUGAAAUAAAUCAAGUAACAAGCUGAUGGGAUAAUGCGCAGAAGAGAAAUAGGGAAAUAGAGAGAGAUGUAAUAAAAAGAAAAAGGUUGUUGUCAUCUAUAAGCAUAGGAUAAUGUAUUUUUACAGUAAAACCAAGCAAUGACCUCUGUUUCUGGUAUCUGAGAAUAACUUCUGUGCAGCUGAUUUACAAGGGAUGUUGCCUCUUAGGGUUUGUUGGUUUUAUUUUUUGUUUGUUUGUUUGUUUGUUUUGUUUCAUGGAAUUACACAACUAAGAUAUGCAUAUAGAAAUGUAGACAGAUUUCUGGGCCUAAAACAAGAGCAAUGAAACAAAAAACUCCCAGCUGUGGCCCUGAGCAUUUCGCUGCUCUGGUGAUGAAAGGAUUAAGCAUCCCACGUAAUUAGUCAUGUUAAUAACACUGAACAAAUUAAAAACUUACAAAGGCAAUAAAUUAAAUUAAAUUAAAUUAAAAUAAAUGCUAGUACAGUUUUCAGAGUCAGAAGUGAAGACAGUUCUUAGCUGUCCUAAGAGAUAACACUCAUGUAUGUCAAACAAUUUCCGUGCAUGGCCUUCACCUUUCCUGAUCACUGUUGCCCUUGAGGAUCUGGACACCUCCAUCACACCAUUGGCAGCUCCAAGUGCCUAACAAGAAAAGUGACCGUGUCAAGUAGGAACUCUGCCACAAUUAUUAGGCAUCGCUCCUCAGUAAAGUGAAUUUGGACAAUUUUUUGAGCCCACGCUAUCCAGACACACAUGCUAUGCACUGAAGAAAAGCAUGUGAAAUUUGUCCAGCAUGUAGCCAGCCAAAUGGCAUCAGCUAUACAACAAGGAAAAGGAAAGGAUUGUUUGCCACAUGGCUUUGGGUUAUAAAACUUUUUUGUUGAUGAGGGAGUGUACAGUGUAUCUUGCUGGAUGGUCAACCUAUUUAACAGUGAGAAACAAUCACUUUUCCCAAAUCUUUUAACUCACCCUAGUUCCCAACCCAUUAAAACAGCCACAAGGGAAAAAAUAAAAUAAAAUAGAAUUCAGCACUCAUGAUAGCCACAAACAAUCUUGCCUCAUCAGAAGAGCUGGCUAGAAAAAUUAAAUUAAAUUAAAUUAAAAUCUACACUAUAUAAGCACAUAUAUUUAGGGAGAGAACUCUAACAGAAACAACACAAUAGAUUUUUAGACAGUCCUUAAUUAAAUAAUGUGUUCUUAAAAAAUGUUGAUUGAGCUUGUUUUCCCUGUGUUAUUCAGUCCAGCUGCAGAAUAGUUGUGUGCUUCACUUUCUGACUGAUUGUUAGAGCACCUAAUUAAUCAAAUUCGUUUGGCAAGAGAGAAGGAGGUUUGCGUUCAGCACAACCUAAGAUUGAUUGUAUUCCACCAGCCUUCAGAUAUUUCUUCUCAGAUACAGGGGCUGUUCUUGGACAGUCCUGGGUUGGAAACUGGCAUUAUAUGCCAAUUUGGUUGUAGUUUAUUAUUUAUAUGGCACUAAUGAGGUGACAUAUAAGCUCCUCAUGCUCCGCCUAUCAUUUGGUCAUGUGUAAAACCCUUCCCUUUCCUUACAAUUACACCAUGAAUUGUACCGAACCACAAGUGGACCAGCUGAAUCCCCAGUAUGUACUUUGUGCCACAGCGAAAUGUGGAGGCAAAAUUCUGCUUCUGUUAAGUUUUGGACUUUUGAUAUUCUGACCUGUUACUCUGACUGACGUUUUGCUUAAAAUUGCUUUCUUCUACGAGAUACCUUUGUAUUCCCACAGAACUGUCCUUCAGUUCAAUGAGCCUCCUGGCUUGAGAGCUUCUGAAUUCCAAGCCUAUUGGCUAUACGAAGUCUGAAUUGACACACACAUGUGAUAAAUUCUGUUUUUCUGAAAAAGAUUUUGUACAUACUGUCACAUACUGAGACUCCAAAUACAAAUUUGGAAGACAGUAUGAUGGAUUUGGUAUUUAAACCAGCACUAAAAUUAUGGCAGGCUGGGAGUUAUCACUGCUGACCUAAUACAGAGGUUCGACCACUGCUUGAACAAUGAUAUCCAAUCCAAAUACUGCCUUACCUCCAACUUUCCAUCUUAAAUGAGGUGUAAUGAGAAGUACUUGCCAAAUAAAGCUGCGGUAGUUUCCAAAAUGCAUUUGUUUUGAUUUGGUUUGAUUUCAAGUACUGCCUCUGCAUAAGGGCUCUGAGACUAGGCCGGGCUUUAUGAUGCACGCCAUUGCUGGCUGAUAGCUUAAGAAGGCUUCCCACGUGGAUUUGGUCCCAUUCCUCUUGAAUGCAAUCCUGUCUCAUGGAUGCACGCAGUGGUGAUGAGGUGAUGCUGGUGGGACUGUGGGGAAGGAUUCCAGUUCUCAAGUUGCCUGGCACUGAAGUGUGCCUGCAUCUUUUCCAAUUACCAAAUCAGCAGUGGUGGAUGGAUUUGUAUAAAAAAUGAGGGUCUUCAGCCAGUGGGACAGUCUUUGCUAAGUGUAUCGUUGAGGUGCCUCGUCACACCAACAAGGUGGCAAGUUUAGAGGUAUGAUCAAUAAAUGACCACAACAGUACCUGCAUCUGUCUCAGACAUUUACAACAAAUUCUUGGUUAAAUCAUACAUUUACUCCUCUCAUGGAUGGUAAAUUAAUUGCUUGUUUCCAUUUCACACUUCCAUAGUCCCACUGAAGCCAACAGGUUUCUCUGGGUGUUGCCGUGAGUUUGAUAGAGAAGUCGAGAUCUCAGCCCUCAUUCUGGUCCAAACCCCACAGCUACUAGGGCUGCUUGUGCAAACCUGGCACAAAGGCACUGUCAGGGAGCCAGCCUGGAAAAGUCAGGCAGGGAAAAAGCCUGACUUAGGCUUGAACCCUUCCCCUACACACAAUGUGGGUGGCUCAAGCCCCAUGGUGCAGCAGACUCAAGCCCGCACACCCUCACAACUUAAAAGCCAGCCUGGGCGUAGUAACUGCAGUGGUUUGUUUUACUGAUCUGUAAAAGAUGGCUUCAGGUGGUAAGCAAUUUUCUUUAAUUGUUGUAUAUUCAAAUCCUCCAAAUCAUGGGAUAGGUUACAAUUAUAUCUUGUCAAGUGCUCAACUACCAAGAGCAAUAAAUUAUCACAGAUUCAGUCUGACAGAUUGAGUUUUCUGUUAGGAUUUGGUUAAUGGGUGCAGUAUAUAUUUCACACAGGCACACUCACCUCUUCCUUGUAAAAUCUUUGCUACUUCAUCAAAUUAUUUUGCAUUCUUAAAAAAAAAAAAAAAAAAAAAAAAAAAGAAAGAAAAAUGCCCACACCUAUGUUGUCUAUAUAAAGCUGAACACACCCUUCAUGGAUAUAUAUAAUUUCAACAAAAUGAACAAUAGAUUUAAUAUUUGUCCAAUAUUUCAUAUUUUCAGCUAUAUGUGUUGUUUUGUUGCUUAUUUUUACUUUCCACAUUUUUUCCCCCUGAAGAGUCUAAGGUUAAAUAAUGAAAGAUCUGAUCUUCAGGUUCUAGAUAUGUGAAAGUCCUGGUGUUUUAGAUCUGUACCUGAGAAGGUUCCCCAGAGCCAGAAGGCAGAGUCCUCAUAGCUUUCUUCUUGUGGUUGUAUUUCUGGACUUCCAGUCAUAACGUGCACAAGCCAUUUUAUCACCAACUAGCACCCAGCCACACCAGCAUGGAUGCAGGACCUGUUUUUCAGAGUUGCUGACCUGGUGGGGCUCCCACUGUCUUCAGCAGGGGCCUCAAGAGCCCUGGACAAAACGGGCUCUAGUAACCAUGGAUGGGAUUUUCAACAGAGCGGAUUAGCUACGUUUUUGGGCCCUACCAAACUCCAGUGAGCACUGGAGCCCCACUUCUCUUGGGUAUCUUAAGGAAUUUCCAACCUCUGAGACUACAAGCAAAAACACAUAUACAUUGCUGAUCAAGAGCAAUCACAUAAUGGUUUUCUUUAACAUUUUUCUGCCUGUGAUCUUUGAGUGACUCUUACCGCUAUAUGAGUAAGAACCUCUCUUUUCCAAAAAUUUGUGCAGUUUUGCAGAAGUAUUUUUCCCUGAGAGGCAAAAACGUUAUAAAAAAUACUUUGCUUCUAGAUGCAUUGCUGUCUCUCCAGCUAUCAUUCAUCAUGCUGGCCAGGUUUGAAGAAGUCUGUCUUUCCAAGGGGAAAAGGUUAGCUUUCACUUUAACUUGGCAAUGACUCAGGGCAUUAUUCAAGGUUGCUGAAAGAGGUUCUUUCUCCAAUGUCACAUUUUUAAUUCUGCAAAGACGUCCUUCAUUUUUCAUGUAUAUUCCACCAGCACCUGAAUUAAUUUGGGCACAGAGACUGCAAGAAUCUUCUGAAAACCAAAGUGCUGAUAUUUCCAUGGGUGUGCAGAGUGCUCAGGAUCACUACAGUCCCAAUGCAGAGAAACUGAAAAUCUGACCUCUACAGCAUUGGCAGCACUAGAGCUUGGGGAUCUCAAGAAGAAAAUUGAAUCUAGGUGCUCCUCUUUGUCAUUUUUGUGUAAGUGCUCAGAUAACUAGGAAUCCACUCCUUAUUUACACUCUGUUGUAUUUAUUAUGUGACAUUAGUUUCUGUUGUAUUUUAACAGCAUAUAAAAUCACAUUGUAUAGUGUUUGUGCUUAUAGUUGGUGAGCAUCUAAACGAGAACUACUGUUUAAGUCCUGGGCUAUUUGUCGUAAGAGACUGGAAAAUAUAUACACUCCUUCUGGUACUAAAUAUCUUAAUAGGGUAUUAGAUGGUAUCCCUUGUGGUCUUUUCUUUUUAUUAGCAAGUUUCUGGGUUUUGCUUUUUAAAUUGUACUGAAAACGAUACAUUAUUUCAGCCCCAGCCCUGAUUUAGCCAAAUGGUUAGCCACAAGGCUAAUCUGAUUUUUCUAACUUGGUGUCAGCCUCAGCCUUCUCACCCAUUUGAAAGUGUUGGUUUAGUAUUUUAGUGCCUCAAAUACCUCCAAAGCUGUUUCUGCCCUGCAUGGAAGUAGCUUCUGGCAUUGCACCUUUAAACAGCUAUUUUUUGUUGUCAUUUUUUAAUUGAUAAAUAAAUGGAUACAUAACAACCAUGUUAGAGUUUGAAUCUCUAAGCAGCCCACAGGUAGUGUAUCUGCAUCCUUAGAAAUGUGAGGGAUGGGAUGUUCAUUAUCUUUAUAGCUAAUUAUCAGAGCAAAUUCUUUGCUAUAGAAACAGCAACUAAAAGGAGACAAAAGUAGGGCUCUAAAAUGUAUAAUUUCUAAUGGUGGAGGAUGUAAGAAAGGCAACAACAAGCACCAUUGGAAGAGAAGAGCCAGUAAUUGUCUAAGUGAGAGGAAUCUCCUGUAUGUCUGAAACUCACAGAGUAUGUAAUAAGGAUGAGUAACCGUGCAUUUUAGUGCCUUGUUUCUUGUAAACGAAUCAUAAAUUACUAAAUAUUAAUCAUGAAGAACUUCUGAGAAAAUGUAUCUAAAUAUUGCUAACAGAAACUGUAUAUUCACAGAAAAGUCAAUAAAUCCUCAACUAUUGUUAAGUAUUAA